Molecule: messenger RNA, 4025 nt
Organism: Haliaeetus leucocephalus (bald eagle)
Lineage: Eukaryota; Metazoa; Chordata; Aves; Accipitriformes; Accipitridae
Product: rho GTPase-activating protein 39-like
Exons: 10
Coding region: 38-3124 (1028 amino acids)
Biological process (GO): signal transduction
Cellular component (GO): cytoplasm; cytoskeleton
Molecular function (GO): protein binding; GTPase activator activity
Source: RefSeq, a predicted model, not a curated record
CUACCAACCUCCUUGGGGAUGCUGAAGAAAUGAGCAUAUGACCUGCAAAAGCUCAGACUGGGUGGAGAUCAUCGAGCCCCGCUCCCAGGAGCGGAUGUACGUCAACCUGACCACCGGUGAGUGUGGCUGGGAGCCCCCUCCCAACCUGAAGGUGCGCCAGUCGGACCAGAAGCAGUGGUGGGAGCUCUUCGACCAGAACAACAACCGCUUCUACUACUACAAUGCUAUCACGCAGCAGACGGUGUGGCACCGGCCCCAGGGCUGUGACAUCGUGCCCUUGGCGCAGCUCCAGGCCAUGAAGUGCAGCUCCCAGCCUGACUGCCAGGGCCAGCAGCACCGGGGCAGCAUUGGCAGUGACAGCAGAAGCACCCCCAUCCAAAUGGCCCUCCUGCAGGAGAUGGAGAAGGGCAAGGGGGACUGCGCUGUGGAGAAGAGGAAAGACCCUGGCAGGGAGACUCCUACCCACUGGCAGCCUCUGCCAGGUACGAAAGCAGCCAUGUUGGUCAAAGUGAACAGUUUGAGGCAGAUACAGAGCUCUUCAAACAGUUUGCUUCAGCUGCAGAGUGCUCCAGAGGCCAACAGCCAAAAAUCCCUUCCAAAACCAGCCAUAUAUGCUCAGCCUCAAUCCACGACCCAGAACCCUGGAGCCACAAAGCAAAUGCCUACAGGAGAAACGAAGCAGUCUAUGCAGAUCAAAAAGAUGGAGAAUGGUGGGUUUUGCCUAGUGCUGAUGAAUGGUCCAACUUCUCAAACACCUUUAAGGAGCCAGACAGGAACCCCCCAGCCUGCAUCCCCCAAGUAUGCCUCCCCUGCACCUAUAUAUGAUGAGCCAUCUUUAGAGUCUCCAAUUUAUGAUGAGCCACCAGUAGAUAUGGACACUGAAAGCAUCAGUAUGAGUGGGAUGUCUCCACCAAGGUCACCAAGCAAUAGCUUAAAAAAGCAGCUGCAAUCAACCAAAUUAUUACAGCAUCCAGGUAUGCAACAGCAGCAAGCUGCCAAGAAGCAUGCAGGAAAUCCCUCUUCCACUGAAUACAGUCCAGCUGGCAGAGAAUAUAUAAAACACAUGGUCAAUGUUGACCAGUCUUCCAAACUCUCCCACUCUUCUGCUGCAACAGCUGGUGCCUCUAAACUGCCUGGUCAGCUUACUUCAAAGGACAGCUUCAAGCAGUCUUGGAGGAUCUUGGAAGCCAAUGUCCUGAAGAACAUGGAAGCCCACCACAGUCAGCAGAACAGCCUGCAAACUCAAGAGUACCCAACCAGUAUAAGCCACCAGGAUUCUGGUUAUUCAACUGGCCCUUCUCCAAGCUUGAGAAAAAGGAAAGGAAGGAGGCAAGGGACAGGUCAAGGAAGACCUGGCUCUGUGGGCAGCAGCAGUGAGCUCACAGCUUUGAAUGAUAAGCUGAUUGCCGAGAUGCGUGCUGUGGUGGGCAGGUCAGCAGCUUGCAGGGGAAGCAAAGCCAGCCUCGAUGCUGAAAGUCUGGAGAGUGGCAUCCCAGCAGAGAGCAGCAAAGUCAGAUUUCAGUCUGACCACUUGAAAAAAUGCAUCAGCCGGAGCUCAAGGGAUGACGUCUCAGCUAGUAAUAGGUCUCUGUAUAGACAGGGCCUGGAGAGCAGGGGCAGCUUUCCCAACAAUGUAGCUGUUCCACAGGAUGCAGUGAGGCAGAAGAGGACUUUUGAGAAAAUAGAUUCUUUAGAAAAGAACGUGCCCAGCCAGACAAGUUCAGCCUCAUCAGAUGCUACACGCCACUCCUCCCAGCCUGGGACAAUAGAGUUGGACUCCAAGCAGGAGAGCAGCGGCCAGCCUGGUGGCUGCAUAGGAUAUAAUUUCCCUUACAAUACUCUACGGAAGCCCAUCUCCCAGAGCAGCAUGGCAGACUGGGCUUCUAAAAACCUGAACAUGCACACGCAGGGCAUCUUCCGCCGAAGGAUCUCCAUCUCCAACAUGCUGUCCUGGAAUGGUGGCUCUAUCAAGAAGCCAAUGCUCAUCACUAGCAACCGCACGAUCAAAAAAGAGGCAUGUGAGAUGUUCAAACUGGUGCAGAGCUACAUGGGAGAUCGUCAGACUCGCAUGGACCAGAAUCACGUGGCGUUGGUCACAGUCACCAAGUGCUGGAGCAUGCAAGGUUUACGGGAUGAGCUCUACAUACAACUGAUCCGGCAAACAACAGAUAAUACAUGCUACCGAAGUCUGGCAUGGGGCUGGGAACUGAUGGCCAUCAGUCUGGCCUUUUUCUCCCCGUCACCAAAAUUUCAAUCUUAUCUUGAAGGUUACAUUUAUCGCCACCUUGACAGUGAUGAAAACAUUGCCCAGCGCAUCAAGGAGCUUGUGGAUCUGAAAAACAAGAAGAACUCAAAAUCCAGGAAAAAGAGAAAACAAAACACUGAGGAUGAAGGUCUGCCCAUCAGCACUUACGCCAAAUACUGCUACCGGAAACUCCAGAAAGUAGCCGUCACUGGAGGCAAAAAGGGCCUCCGUAAACCGACAGUGGAAGAGAUAAUGCAUGCCAGGAAUGCCAUUGUGACGCCAUCGCUCUUCGGCAGCUCUCUGGAGGAAAUCAUGCUGCGGCAGCAGGACAUGUACCCAGGUAACAAGCUGCCCUGGGUGCAGACGCAGCUAUCGCAGCAGGUCCUGGCUCUGGGAGGAGAACAGACGGAGGGGAUUUUCAGGAUACCUGGUGACAUAGAUGAAGUCAAUGCAUUGAAGUUGCAGGUGGAUCAGUGGAGAAUCCCAAGCAGCCUCAGUGACCCCAACAUCCCAGCCUCUCUCCUCAAGCUCUGGUAUCGGGAGCUGGAGGAGCCCGUGAUCCCCCAGCAGUUCUACAAAGAGUGUAUCAGCAACUAUGAGAACCCUGAUGCUGCCGUGGCUGUGGUGCAGCUUUUGCCGGAGCUUAACAGACUGGUGCUGUGUUACCUCAUACACUUCCUGCAGAUCUUUGCUCAGCCAUCAAAUGUGGGCAGAACGAAGAUGGAUGUGAAUAACCUGGCCAUGGUGAUGGCCCCCAACUGCCUGCGCUGCCAGUCUGACGACCCUCGCAUUAUCUUUGAGAACACACGCAAAGAAAUGUCCUUUCUUCGCAUGCUGAUAGUGCACUUGGACACGAGCUUCAUCAAAGGGCUGGUUUGAGCCGCUGGCCCUGGCGUCCAAAACAUUGCUCUGGGGAGUUGCUGGGUGCCUGAAGUCUUCUCCACUUAGGUUUCUUCCAUUGUCUUUGCUGUUGUCACACCCUGGGUUAGCCCCUGAGCAUCUCCCAGCAUAUGACCUCAAGGACAAGGACUAGACACUCCUGGAAGGCUCGAGCUGUUCAGCACCAGGAAGUCCUUGGGCAUGCCAGGCCAGAUUCAGUGGUUCCUGGCCUUCCAGCGUGUGUCAGAGGGGAGCAGCCCUCCCCCUUGGAGCCACAGGACUGGUUGCUCAUUGAAAGGGCUGUGACAUCUGUGAGAAACCGCUGCCUGGGGCAGUGAGACUCUCCAUCUCCCUUCUGGAGGCAGAGUUGGCUUCAGGUAGGAGGACAUCACUCUUGUGUUGUGGCAUAAGCUGGUCCUGGGGAGAUGCUGCCUCAUUGGGGAUAAUCCCAGUGCUAUGGAGCCAGCCUGGUUCACCUCUGCAGACUGUUGGUUGGAGGUGUGAGGGUUGUUCUGACACCCCACGAUGCUGUGGGUAGAGGGAUGUGAAGGUGCGGGUGGGUUCGCUGAGGCAGAGAGGUUCCUUGGACUGCGCUGGUCAGUGGAAACACAUUGCAGCCCAGGGAGAGGAGAUGUUUGAGCCUCUGCUGCUGGUGGGCAGGUAGGCAGACAUCCCACAGCUGGGAGCCCUGGCAGGCCAGAUCCACACAUCAUCCACCUCACCUUCUUUAGGCGGCUUCAGAGCUGCACAGCAGCAUGUGGUUAGCAUGUGGGACCAGCCCUGUGCUGAGCUGAACUAGCACCCACCCAUGCCAUGGAAGCUGGGGACAAGAGGAAGGCCAUGCACCUGACAACAGACAGAUAAACAACCUCUUUGGCAUCCUCCUAACGAGGGCUGUAUC